This is a messenger RNA of Solanum lycopersicum (tomato), 720 nucleotides long. RefSeq lists its product as uncharacterized. Lineage: Eukaryota; Viridiplantae; Streptophyta; Magnoliopsida; Solanales; Solanaceae. The record is from RefSeq and is a predicted model, not a curated record.
AUUUCUUAACUAUAUAUGUAUUCCACUUCAUGUUUAUUCUUGAUUCAUUUUUCUUCCCUAUAUUAUUUUAAAUAGUUAAUUAUUUCUUGAUCCUUAGUACAAAAUAUAUAUAAAGUUCAUUUUUAGUAGUCUCUUUGCCAUGGAGAUCAUAAAGGCUAGUUUCAUUUGCAUUUUCUUGAUUUUCCUCCUCAUUGAUCCUUGUUCUUCUUCAGGGAAAAUGGAUUUAUUUAAGAUGGAUUCAGAAAUUUAUGAAAUUGAUUAUAGAGGUCCAGAAACUCAUACUUAUAUUCCUCCACCAAAAGGAUCAAAGGGAAAACAUAAUUUUCAUCAUCAAAACAUGAUGUUAAAACAUCAUCGCAAAUUCAAAGGAUUGAAAGUUCCUGAAAAGUUUAGUGGGGAGAAAAUUCAUGGAUGAAUUUAAAAGAAAUUUGAUGUGUGUUUUUUGGAUAUUUGGAUGAACAAUUAAGAAGAGUGUUGCUGCAGUUUGGAGAUACAUAUUAAAUGCAUUAGAAUGUUAUUUAAUUUUAUUUCUUUAAUUUUUAAUAUCUCCCAAUAUUUGUAUAAAUGAGGCUUGUGAUAGACUUUGAUUAUUGCUAUUGUAUCCAUUAUAAUUAUUUUGUGCAUCAUAAUUAUUUUUGGACCAUGGAAUAUUAAAUCUGUUUUUGUAUAUUAUUCCACCCUAGUUAAUGAAUGAUUGCUCCAAAGAGAAUAUUAAGAAGG